Messenger RNA from Penicillium daleae, 1290 nucleotides. Its product is annotated as enolase. Bases 1 to 1290 code for a protein of 429 amino acids. Gene Ontology annotation, cellular component: phosphopyruvate hydratase complex. Gene Ontology annotation, molecular function: phosphopyruvate hydratase activity; magnesium ion binding. The transcript is spliced from 5 exons. Gene Ontology annotation, biological process: glycolytic process. The record is from RefSeq and is a predicted model, not a curated record. NCBI's taxonomy places the organism in Eukaryota, Fungi, Ascomycota, Eurotiomycetes, Eurotiales, Aspergillaceae.
AUGAUCAGUUCUCUUCAUGCCGCCCAGAGGCUGGAUUCGAGAGGCAAUCCAACAGUUCAAGUUGAGCUCACCACUGAAAAAGUUCCUUCCGGGGCCUCGACUGGUACUCACGAAGCUGUCGAACUACGAGACGGUGACGAUUCUGCCUACGGCGGCCGGGGCGUAAAGAGAGCUGUUUCCAACAUCGAAAAUGUCAUCGGCCCUGAGCUAGUCAUGAGUGACUUCAGGGUUGAUACCGAUCAGAAGAAAAUUGAUCAUUUUCUUAAAGCUCUUGAUGGGACGAAAAAUAAAGCCAAGCUUGGUGCAAAUGCGAUCCUAGGCGUGAGUAUGGCCUGUGCCAGGGCUGGUGCAGCACAUUCGGGUGUUGCUUUAUACGAAUUUAUUAGGCGGGAAGCUGGUGGGAAAAAGCCAUUUGUCAUACCUGUUCCCUUCUUUAACGUCAUCAAUGGUGGGGUGCAUUCAGGAAACAGUAUGGCUUUCCAGGAAACCAUGAUUGCCCCAAUUGGCGUGGCCUCGAUGGCUGAAGCUGUCCAAAUGGGCAGUGAGGUCUACCAGCAUCUGAAAAAGGUCAUUGUUGAGAACUUUGGAUCUGCUGCCAUCGGAAUUGGAGAUGAAGGAGGCUUCGUUCCUCCAAUUUCGGAACCCCACGAGGCAUUAGAUCUAUUAGUGCAGGCAGUAUCAAGUGCUGGAUAUAGUGGCAAGAUUAAGUUUGCGAUCGACCCUGCUUCCAGUGAGUUCUUCCGGGAGGGUAAAUACGGCCUUGGCUUCAAAAAAUCACCGAACAUAAAAACACCCAAGGAACUGAUGGUUCUCUACGAAUCGUUACUGGAGAAAUAUCCCAUCAUCCUACUCGAAGACCCUUUUGCGGAGAAUGACUGGGACAGUUGGACAGAAUUCAACAAGGUUUGUCUAGUCGAACUGGUCGGUGAUGACCUGCUCGUCACAAAUACGGAAUAUGUGAAAAUGGCAAGAUCCAAAAACGCCUGUAACGCUAUGCUGUUGAAAAUCAACCAAAUUGGCACAAUUUCAGAGGCAAUCGAAGCAGCAAAUCUCGCCUACAGCUAUAACUGGGGGGUCUUUGUUUCUCACCGCUCUGGAGAAACAACUGAUGACUUCAUUGCAGAUCUGGUAGUGGGGCUGCGAACCGGCCAUAUCAAAUCCGAUGCACCCUGUCGUGGGGAGCGAAUUGUCAAAUACAAUCGGCUCAUGGAUAUUGAAGCUGAAAUUCUGGGAGAUGGUGAAAAGUGCUUGUUUGCCGGAUCACAAUUCAAGAAUGCAAUCAAAUGCUAG